UUUCAUCCAACUUGCGUCACUCCGACACACAAAUGUUUGAAUUAAUAAUAUACAUCGCCCUCAAAUACAUGAAUCAAAUGCUGGCAAUCAUGAUCUGGAUGGCGCCUCUGAGCCCAUGCUUAAUUAGCCUCACCCACCUCCCCUUCCUCUCCAUUUAAUAUUUCACCAGAGCCCCGACUCCAUUUCUGACUUUCUCUUUCUUGUUCGUCUAAUGCCUACCACAGUCAGAUUUACUCUGCUCUUUGCCUAGCCACUAAUGGUUUCCGGGUUUUGACUUGUUUUAAAGACAAUACCCGGCUUCUUUCUCGGCACUGAAAGAGAUAUGGGUACUCCUGGGAGGAGGAUCAGAUGUUCCGAUCGUCGUCUUCUUGUCGUGGCUUUGUUUUUCGCGGUUCUUCUACGCAGCGCUUCCGCCACCCUAAACUACACCAGGUACAGGCCUGUCAGCAGCCUCAGGCUGGAGAGGAUUCAAAGGCACUUGCGCACCAUUAACAAGCCUCCUGUCCUGACCAUAGAGAGCCCAGACGGGGAUGUCAUCGACUGCGUUCACAAGAUAGAACAACCAGCUCUAGAUCAUCCGCUCCUGAAGGACCACAAGAUCCAGAGGGCGCCGACAGGGAUGCCGAGGGGAAAGAAGAAAGAGGAGGCGGAGGGAGAAAGAUCAGAAGGAGCAGAAGAGAUGAUAACGCAAAUGUGGCAUCGGAAUGGGACGCGGUGCCCCAAGGGGACGAUUCCCAUAAGGAGGAGCACGGUGCAGGACGUGUUGAGAGCUAAGUCCUUGUUCCAUUUUGGCAAGAAACAUCCCCGCCGCUUUCCCAAUCCUCUCUCCCGCCGCACCGACGCUCCCGAUGUCGUCUCCGGCAACGGCCACGAGCACGCGAUAGCGUACACGGGAACAACGGAGGAGGUGUACGGGGCGAGGGCGACAAUAAACGUGUGGGACCCAUCGAUCCAGGUGGUGAACGAGUUCAGCCUCUCCCAGAUCUGGAUCCUCUCCGGAUCCUUCGACGGCACCGACCUCAACAGCAUCGAAGCUGGAUGGCAGGUCAGUCCGGAGCUUUAUGGUGACAGCAGACCCCGAUUAUUCACUUAUUGGACGAGUGACUCAUAUCAAGCAACCGGAUGCUAUAACCUCUUGUGUGCCGGUUUUGUCCAGACCAAUAGCAGGGUAGCCAUCGGAGCUGCCAUUUCUCCCGUGUCUUCCUACGCUUCCAACCAGUACGACAUUACAAUCCUCAUUUGGAAGGACCCGAAAGUGGGGAAUUGGUGGAUGAGUUUCGGGGACAACACGUUGGUAGGGUAUUGGCCGGCAGAGCUAUUCACACACCUAGCAGACCACGCCACGAUGGUGGAAUGGGGCGGGGAGGUGGUGAACACACGAGCCAACGGGCAGCACACGUCCACGCAGAUGGGGUCCGGCCACUUUCCCGACGACGGCUUCGGAAAGGCCAGCUACUUUCGGAACCUUGAGAUAGUGGACACCGAUAACAGUCUCAGCGGCGUCCAAAACAUCCAAACUUUAGCCGAGAACACUAACUGCUACGAUAUCAAGAGCUCGUACAGCACCGACUGGGGUACUUACUUCUACUACGGCGGCCCCGGCCGCAAUCCCCUUUGCCCUUGAUCCUCCACAUGUAUCUCCCUCUCCCCUCAACUCUCUUCAUCAAUUGUACGUAUUAUUUCAUCAUACAUUUCUCAUUCUUGUUCGUUCCUGCCACUUCCGCCACGUCUUUUCUUGGCAAUUUGUUCUCGAUGGAAGGGAUUGGAAAACUGCAAUUUUUAACCUAGUCAAUAACAAAAACAUUGCAUUAUAUUGUA
Messenger RNA from Prosopis cineraria, 1818 nucleotides. RefSeq lists its product as uncharacterized. The transcript has 7 exons. The record is from RefSeq and is a predicted model, not a curated record. The coding region runs from base 323 to 1624 and encodes 433 amino acids. NCBI's taxonomy places the organism in Eukaryota, Viridiplantae, Streptophyta, Magnoliopsida, Fabales, Fabaceae.